Messenger RNA from Penicillium angulare, 687 nucleotides. RefSeq lists its product as uncharacterized. Bases 1 to 687 code for a protein of 228 amino acids. Lineage: Eukaryota; Fungi; Ascomycota; Eurotiomycetes; Eurotiales; Aspergillaceae. The transcript has 3 exons. Gene Ontology annotation, cellular component: RNA polymerase III complex. The record is from RefSeq and is a predicted model, not a curated record. Gene Ontology annotation, biological process: transcription initiation at RNA polymerase III promoter.
AUGCGGAUAAUUGACCCCCAAUCUGCUGUCCUCACCAAUGUUGAGGUUCUAUCCUACUUAACAGCCAAUCCACCCCGCCGCUCUCCGAAUCCGCCGCCGAACGCUGAUCGGCUAUGGGUACCUAGCCCUGACCUGAGAGAUCACAACACAGUCGUGAAAGAGAUCCACAACUAUGUCCUCCGUAUCUCCCCACAUCUCCUCAAAUACCCCCGCCACACCUCCCGUCCGUCCUCACGAUCGGCCGCCGCAGCUAGGACAGGGUCUAUGCGCCCAGCAGCUGAAAGCAGCAACAUAGAUAACAAUGACCUUUCAAAAUCUACAACUGUCCCGCCACCUGUCUUCGUUGAACAAACACCCAUGGACCGUGCUAUGCGCGAACUAAUAACGCGAUUAAAGCCCUUCAACCUGACCAAGGCUGAGGUAGUCAUGAUUCUCAACCUGGGUGUUGGCAUUACCUCUUCAUCGGGCGCGCAAGCUACAAAUGGUGAUGAGAUGGAGGUAGACGAUAAUGGGGACCAGGUUAAUGGGGAGGGCGAAGAAGGCGAGGCUGAGGAAGAUGAAGAUUUUGGGGCGCAGGCGCUUUUUGAGUCUGUUGUUGAAGAGAUGGAUGGGCGAAUGAAUCAAGAGGACGUGAAGGAGAUACUUGGGAUUAUUAGAGAGGUUUUAAAUGAGCAUUAUGGGGAGUAG